Stegodyphus dumicola is the source of this 683-nucleotide messenger RNA. Its product is annotated as U11/U12 small nuclear ribonucleoprotein 25 kDa protein-like. Gene Ontology annotation, cellular component: U12-type spliceosomal complex. The record is from RefSeq and is a predicted model, not a curated record. Gene Ontology annotation, biological process: mRNA splicing, via spliceosome. Gene Ontology annotation, molecular function: protein binding. Lineage: Eukaryota; Metazoa; Arthropoda; Arachnida; Araneae; Eresidae.
UUUGUCUAUUUUGUAAACUUUAGAGAAUGAUAGAAAUGUAUAAGUUCAAUAGUUUUGUACUUUUUAUUAAACAGCUUAUGUAAAUGUUUUUAAUGUUGAUUUUUUUAUUUGUUCAUAAAUUUUUUUAUUGCAUAUAAUCUUUAAACUUUGUUACACCAUGAAUGAAAGUUUUGAACCGGAUAUUAAAACUGAAAAAAUUACUGAUACGGUUGAUAAUCACAAAGAAAAUAUUAAUGAGAAUAAGCCAGCUGCUAUGUCUCACCAAGAAGCACUAGAAUUUGUUGCAGAGGGAAUGGCGGAUAUAAUAAAAACAGAUCCAUUGCUUAAAUAUUUGCCAUCGUCCGCUACUUUAGAAGAACUUAAUUCCAUGUUAGCUCUGGAGCAUGGUCGAGCAAUGACUGUAAUAGUUCACAGGGCAGAUGGGCAGUCUUAUUCUGUUGUUGUUGAACAAAAGGCUACGGUGAUGGACUUGAAAAAAGCAAUACAAAGGCAUGUUGAAUUGAAAUUGAAACGAGAAGGUUGUGGAAGGACCUUAAGUUGGAGGUAUGUCUGGAAAACCUAUUGGCUUUACCAUGAAGGUGAAAAACUGACUCAAGAUGACAAACCACUCAAAGACUAUCAGAUUAAGAAUAAUUCCGAAUUAUCAUUUGUAAAAAGAUUAAGAAAUAAAUAAUUUUUACAUA